UGAAUUUGCUCAUUUGUGAGGUUUCUCUCCAAAAAGUAUUCACACAUGUGCAAAAUAUUUAGUAUUAUUACAACUCCUUGAUUGUCUGAGCAGUGUUGACAUUAGGAUGAGGUCUACUUGGCCAAAGCUUAGGGCUUCAGGCAUGUUGGUUGUAGCAAAGCAGGACUUAACUAGUUUUCCUUUGUAGCAUUGCUGUUCACUAGGCUUCUAGAGUUGGGUCUUAAUAACAUCAGUGAUACAACCACCCACCUCUCAGUCUGGAGAUUAUACAUCUUUGCUAUAAAUAUUUAAAGUAUAUAAGAUGCUUUAUAGUGCCCUGGUUUAAAUUUCUAAAUUUUCUCCAGGAUACGAUAACUCUGCUGUUUUUCUCCAAACAGAAUGGCCACUUCCUCCCUCCCUCCCUCCCUCCCUCCUUUCCUUCCAGCAGUGUCAACCUCACCUUUCUCAAAUUUUCCCCGUGUAUAUACAGACGAUAUUUUCAAAUGACCACUUUUGGUUUGUAUUAUAAGUUUGUGUUUUUUCUUUUAUUAAAGGAUACAGGAAGAUUAGAACAUCAGAAAAUAAAAAGAUAUUUGCACAUUGUUUCUCACUUAAAAUACUAGCUUAUUCCCAAGAUGGUAGCUAAUAAACACUAAAUGAUACAGUAGUUAAAUAUAUUUUUAUUCAUUUAUUAAAUAUUAUUCAGCCCUUUAUGAAUGGAGAUCCAGCAGUGAACAAGACAGGCACGAUCUGUUUCCUGAGAGGGAAACCUACAACUUUAUGGGGGAUAUAGAUGAACCAAAAAAAGGCAGUGUAGGAAGAUGAGGCUUAUGAUGUGGGAAAAAAAGGUGUUACGGUUAGCAUAUAGGAGAGGCAUCCAUGCAUAUCUGGAGGUAUUAGAGAAUAUUUUAUGGAGAAAGUGACAUUUACGGCAAGACCUGAAAUAUGAGCAGGAGUCAGCUAGCUGAAGAGCAGAGGAGAAGUGUUAAAGGCACAGGAAAUAGCAGGGGCCAAGUUUCAGAGGUAAGAGGUAUCUAUAGGCAACUGAAAGCAGUAAAGCACGGUAAGCUAUUGAAUAUGACAGGGUGGGGGGUGUAGGAGAAGCAGAAAAAGGAAAGCAGAUAGGCCAUGUUAGGGGUUUACAUUUCCUCCUAAGAGCUCUUGAGGGUUUUAAGCACAGGAGUGACGUGAAUUACAUUAAAAAAUACAAACUUGGACUGUAGAGCAGAAAAUGGGUUCUGGAGGGCAAGGGUCACAGUGGAAAGACCUGUUAGGAGGCUGUGCCCAUAAUCCAAGUGAGAGGUGAUGGUGACCUGGCUUGGUUGGUUGUAUUGAGGAUGGAGAGAAGUGGAUAGAUGCAAAAGACACUUAAUAGGGCAGUAGAAUGAAAAGAAUUUAAUGUGAUAGUGUGAGCCACGUGCCAAGGAUCAGUCCUGUGCUGCUGGCAUGAGCAACAGUGGUGAGAAACGUUGAAGAGGAGGAGCAGGGUUUGGGGUCGAGGAGUCAUACAGUUGAUUUUAGGCAUGUUAAAGGAAGGAAGCCUGCGAGCUAGCGAAAUGGAGGUGGUGGCCUGCAGGCACUUAGAUACCCAGCCUGAAACUCAGGGGACAGUUUGAAUUCAAGGUAAAGAAUGAGGAGUUUGAGAUAAAGAAGUGGGGCUGAGAGUCGUGAGGAACUCUUAGUAUUUAAUGUUUGCAUGGAGGAGGGGGACACCAGAGGAGCUGCCAUGGGCAUAGAAGGAAAUGAGGAGGCGGGGUGUGCAGCAGGCCAAGUAAAGAGCAUGUUUUUUGUAGGAGGGUGUUAUCAACUGUUUUAAAUUUUCCUGAGAGUCUGAGAAGCUGAGGACUCAGAAUUAGUCCUUGGAUUUGGCAAUGUGGCAAUCAUUUGUAAUCUUUUACUGCAGCAGCUUUGGUGUACUGGGUGACAAAAGGGUAUAUCGAGGAGAGAGUGGUCAUGGGGGCACAAGAAAGGGUCACAGGCUUGGGUACCAUGAAGGUCCUGUAACCGAAGCAAGAGUGGAAUGAUGUGGGAGAAAUCACGUUUGCGUGAAUAGAGGACUAAGAUGUAAGGAACGUGAGAAAGCUUGUAGGAAGAAGUACUACCUAGUGACGUGAAGAAACAAUUGACUUCAGUCUCCGAGGAGAUGAUAGAUCUGGCUAAGCAUCUUCCUGAUACUUUCGAAAAACUGGAAAAUCCACAGAGGGUUUCUGUACUAUUGAAGGAUAUUUCAGAAAAUCUGUAUUCAUUGAGGAAGAUGAUACUUGGUUCUACUGAGAAUGAACUGAGGCCCAGCAGUAAUUUUCACUUAUUACCGUUGGAAGAGCCCACUGCUGGUGAAGUACAACAGAAACAAAUUAGAGAACAUAAAAUUUUUACUGAAGUUACAGAUGAAGCAUGGGACACAACACCUGAUAAUUUAAUUAAACAUGAUGGAGAAAAUGUACUUGCAAACGAAGUAAAACAAGAAGAAGAUGGAUUUGAAGAUGAACUAGAAGAUAAUAAGUUGGAAGAGACUCCAGAAAGAGUUUGUAUCAUGUCAUUAGAUAUUACAGAAGAUGAACUCCAACGUUUGGAACAACAGGCUCAGGAAAAACAUCCUGGUGAUGUUACUUGCAAAUCUCCUGAGGAUAACGAAGAGGAUAUAUCUUAUGUAAUUGAGAGUGAUGAAGAUUUAGAAAUGGAGAUGCUUAAGUCUUUAGAAAACCUAAAUAGUAGCACAGUAGAUCCAAAUCAUUCAAAAUGCAUAGAAAUGGAAAGAAAUCUGGGUCUUCCUUCUGAAGAAGAUGAUGAAGAUGAGAAUGAAGCCAUUGAAGAGGAAGAAGUUGUUGAUGAAGACUGUUGGUUACCAGGACCUACUGCAAAGCAAAUUAAUUGCCUCAAGACCUACUUUGGCCAUUCUAGUUUUAAGCCGGUUCAGUGGAAAGUGAUUCAUUCUGUAUUGGAAGAAAGAAGAGAUAAUGUUGUUGUCAUGGCAACUGGGUAUGGAAAGAGUUUGUGCUUCCAGUAUCCACCUGUUUAUGUAGGCGGGAUUGGCCUUGUCAUCUCUCCCCUUAUUUCUUUGAUGGAAGACCAGGUGCUCCAGCUUGAAAUGUCCAACAUUCCAGCUUGCUUUCUUGGAUCAGCACAGUCAAAAAAUGUUCUAGAGGAUAUUAAAUUAGGCAAAUACCGGAUUGUGUACAUAACUCCAGAAUUCUGUUCAAGUAACUUGGGCCUACUCCAGCAACUGCAGGCUAAUAUUGGGAUCACACUUAUUGCUGUGGAUGAGGCUCACUGUAUUUCUGAGUGGGGACAUGAUUUUAGAAGUUCAUUCAGAACUUUGGGCUCCAUAAAGGAAGUACUCCCAUCGGUUCCAAUUGUUGCACUGACUGCUACUGCAAGUUCUUCAAUCCGAGAAGACAUUGUACGUUGCUUAAAACUGACGGAUCCUCACAUUACCUGUACUGGUUUUGAUCGACCAAACUUGUAUUUAGAAGUUGGACGAAAAACAGGAAACAUCCUUCAGGAUCUGAAGCAGUUUCUUGUCCAGAAGACAAGUUCUGCUUGGGAAUUUGAAGGUCCAGCUAUCAUCUACUGUCCUUCUAGAAGAAUGACAGAACGAGUUACAGCUGAACUUAAGAAACUGAAGUUAGCCUGUGGAACAUACCAUGCAGGACUGAGUAUUAACUUAAGGAGACAAGUUCAUCAUAGGUUCAUGAGAGAUGAAAUUCAGUGUGUAAUAGCUACCAUAGCUUUUGGAAUGGGCAUUAAUAAAGCUGACAUUCGCCAAGUCAUUCAUUACGGUGCUCCUAAGGAAAUGGAAUCAUAUUACCAGGAGAUCGGUAGAGCUGGCCGUGAUGGACUUCAAAGUUCUUGUCAUGUACUUUGGGCUCCAGGAGACUUUAACACAAAUAGGUGCCUCCUUAGUGAAAUAUGCAAUGAAAAGUUUCGAUUAUACAAAUUAAAGAUGAUGGCAAAGAUGUAUAGAUAUCUUAAUUCCAGAAUGUGUAGGCGACAACUCAUCUUGUCUCAUUUUGAAGACAAACAGCUAGGAAAGGCCUCCGUGGGAAUUAUGGGAACUGAAAAUUGCUGUGAUAAUUGCAGGUCCAGAUUGGAUCGCUGCUUUUCCAUUGAUGACUCAGAUGAUAUGUCACAGGACUUUGGUCCACAAGCAUUCCAGCUCUUAUCUGCCGUGACCAUCUUAGGCGAAAAGUUUGGAAUUGGGGUUCCAAUUCUAUUUCUCCGAGGAUCUAAUUCCCAGCGUCUUGAAGAUAAAUAUCGCAGUCACAAUUUCUUUGGCACUGGCAAGGAUCACACAGAGAAUUGGUGGAAGGUUUUUUCCCAUCAGCUCAUAACUGAGGGAUUCUUGGUAGAAGUUCCUGGGCAAAGCAAAUUUGUAAAGAUUUGCAUCCUUACAGAAAAGGGUAGAAAUUGGCUUGCUAAAGCCAAAACAGAAUCUCCUCAGAGCCUUAUCCUUCAAGCUAAUGAAGAAUUGUGUCCAAAGGAGUUUUUUCUACCAAGUUCUAAAGCUGUAUCUUCCGGCACUGAGCAACAUUCCUCUAAUCAAGUACCAAUUGAAUUAACUUCAGAGCAGCCCAGCUUGUAUAAGAUGUAUUCUUACAAAGCACGUGAUAAAAUUUCUUCUGGGAGUAACAUUCCUGAAAAAAGCAUCAUGGUGCCAUCACCAGGAAAAUAUUACAAGUCCUCAGAACCUGUUAUUUCAGCCAAAGAGCAGGAGACUCAGACUACAUUAUAUGGCAAAUUGGUGGAAGCUAGGCAGAAACAUGCCAAUAAACUGAAUGUUCCUCCAGCUAUUCUGGCAACAAAUAAGAUACUGGUGGAUAUGGCCCAAAUGAGACCUACUACAGUUGAAAAUGUGAAAAGGAUCGAUGGUGUUUCUGAAGGCAAAGCCAGAAUGUUGGCCCCUCUGUUGGAAGUCAUCAAACAUUUCUGUCAAAUAAAUAGUCUUCAGACAGACCUCUUUUCAAGUACAAAACCACAAGAAGAACAGAAGAAAAGUCUGGUGGUGAAAAAUAAAGCAAGCUCACUUUCACAGUCUGCAGCCAUCACAUACUCUUUAUUCCAAGAAAAGAAAAUGUGUUUGAAGAGUGUAGCUGAGAACAGGAUUCUGCCUCUCGCAGCAGUUGGCAUGCACUUGUCCCAAGCGGUGCAAGCUGGCUACCCACUCGAUAUGGAGCGAGCAGGUCUGACUCCAGAGAUUCAGAAGAUUAUUGCUGAUGUUAUCCGAAACCCUCCCAUCAACUCAGAUACAAAUAAAAUUAAACUAAUUAGAAUGUAUGUUCCUGAAAACAUUGACACCUACCUUAUCUACAUGGCAACUGAGAUCCUGGAAAAAGGCUGCGAAAACAGGAUGCUAUGCCAAUCUUCAUGUGAUUCCAGCAAAAAGAGAUGUUUCCCCAACUCUGAAGAGAGCUGUUCAAGUUCUAAGAGAAAGAAGGAAGAAGUGGGCACUAAUACCAAGGUUGAUGGAAAACAUUCUUGUGAUUUUUCACAGGAAGAUGAGAGUCACAGAAAUUCACUAAAACUAACUUCCUGGAAUCAGCCAUUCAGCGAUCCCAAAAUUGAAGAUUUCUUUGUAGAUUCUCAUUUACAGACUUCGUCUGAAACCUCAAAGAGAAAAUUACCUGAGUGGUUUGCCAAAAAUGAGACCUUACCUGAUGCCAGCAAGAAAUCAACAGCCAAAACUAAAAAGAAGGGUCUUUUUAGUUAAACUGGCAACUGCCAGAGGAAUUAUGUGUGUCUUGCUGUGUUAUAAGAGGGAAGCUGUAUUUCGUUUCUGAAAACAGUGGGGAGUAAUAUUUUUGUUUAAAAAUUAUUCUAAUCUCAAAGUAAAACUCAUCUAUUUAUUGAACAGCUGGUGUCUUAAAACAGCCUUUUGCAAUUCACAUAAAGUUGAGUCUUCUGAGAGCCUGAGUGAGUACCUCAUAGAACAGAAUCUUAGUUUCCUACGAGAUUGCUUUAAGAAAUCAUGUUACUGCCCUGUUUUCUAAUCUCUUUACUUACUUCAGCAGUAUGUUUGGAAUAUGUAAUGUGCGGUGAUUUAAUAUAGAUAACAGAUUAUCAGUUGUAAGUGAUUAUGUGUGUGAUAUGUAAUAUUCCUGUAUUACCAAAAUUCUGUCUUAUAAAUGAAGAACGCAUAGUUAUUUUACAAAUUGUUUUUCCUAUUGUUAGAAGAAACUCUUAUACACAUUUUAAAAUGAUAUUAGUGGACCAGACCAGUGAAAAUGAAACAUUUCGGGUUCUGUGUAGAGGAAAGAAUAAAACAAAGGAGACCAAUUACGCUAGACAACUAUGCACUUUGUAUGUUAUAUACUAUUUCUAUUAUUUUUCAAAUAAUAAUAAAAAGUCCUUAGUACUGAAUAUUAUAAAGAUAUGUAUUUUAAACUUUCA
Molecule: messenger RNA, 6366 nt
Organism: Aethalodelphis obliquidens (Pacific white-sided dolphin)
Lineage: Eukaryota; Metazoa; Chordata; Mammalia; Artiodactyla; Delphinidae
Gene: WRN
Product: WRN RecQ like helicase
Exons: 29
Coding region: 2123-5686 (1187 amino acids)
Biological process (GO): telomere maintenance; double-strand break repair via homologous recombination; DNA replication
Cellular component (GO): cytoplasm; nucleus; nucleoplasm
Molecular function (GO): ATP binding; 3'-5' DNA helicase activity; 3'-5' exonuclease activity
Source: RefSeq, a predicted model, not a curated record